This is a messenger RNA of Atta colombica, 574 nucleotides long. RefSeq lists its product as uncharacterized. Bases 95 to 388 code for a protein of 97 amino acids. The record is from RefSeq and is a predicted model, not a curated record. The transcript has 2 exons. NCBI's taxonomy places the organism in Eukaryota, Metazoa, Arthropoda, Insecta, Hymenoptera, Formicidae.
UUUAGCCACCACACAUCUGCGGUAUAAAAGCAACCUACGUUGCAGCGCGCUUAGUUUCAUUUCGGAGUAGCCAAUUGUGAAACGUAUUUUCAACAUGAAAUUUCACACUAUAGUCCUGACCACAUUGCUUUUGGUGACCAUGAUUGCCGCGUAUCCACAGAAAGAUGGGCAAAUCUUCAGCAAUGAGGCGAUCCGGCAAGCUCAGAAUACUUAUCUUAUCCCGAAGGAUGCGACUAUACAAAAAGUUCAAGAGGGUAUUGAAUUGGCCGCUUACGAAUCAAUCCCCGGGGAUCAGAGGAUCAAUCUUUUCGAGAUCUUGGGCGAUCAUGUGCCACCCGAAGUGGUGAACAAUCUUCAGACCCAAAUCGAUCAAAUAGGUCGACAUUAAAUUCUUCCCUCUCGCAUAAUUGUCAUUAUCGUCAUCGUCAUGUCAAAAAUAAUCAUAUUUUAAGUGCCUUUGUAGAAAAGUAUUUGUAAAUAAGUGAUUCUCUUGUAUCUUGCUUUUGUAUUACAAAAAUUUUUUUAAGUCUUGUAGAAAGUUUUCACUUUUCGUAAAUACAUUGUAUGAAAAAUA